AUGUUCACCAGAUCUGUCGCGCGCAAUGUGCCCACCAAGGCCAUCUUCGCUCGACAGACUUUCCGCCAAACAACCGCAACAACAACGCGAGCCUCUUCCACAUCUUCCGGCGCCCGCCCUGAAUCGCCCUUCUACCUGACCCUCGCCGCCUCGGCUGCCACCGCAACCGCCGUCGGUGCCGUGGCAUGGUACUAUCACUUCUAUGGCCAGGAGGCCUUUGCUAUGACGCCAGCUGAAGAAGGGUUACAUCCGACACCAUACCCAUGGGAACACACUAAAUGGACAAAAACAUUCGACCACCAAGCACUCCGCCGUGGCUUCCAGGUUUACCGAGAGGUAUGCAUGGCCUGCCACUCCCUCAGCCGUGUACCAUGGCGCGCAUUCGUCGGCACCAUACACACCGUCGACGAGAUGAAAGCCAUGGCCGAGGAAUACGAGUACGAUACCGAACCCAAUGAUCAGGGCGAAAUCGAGAAGCGACCUGGUAAACUGUCUGACUACAUCCCCGCACCCUACAAGAACGAUGAGGCCGCUCGUGCCGCUAACAAUAGCGCUCUACCACCGGAUUUGAGUUUGAUCGUCAAGGCCCGCCAUGGUGGCUGUGAUUAUAUCUUCAACUUGCUCACUGGGUAUCCCGAUGAGCCACCUGCGGGUGCAUCCGUGCAGGAGGGUUUGAGCUUUAACCCUUACUUCCCCGGAACAGGCAUCGCAAUGGCCCGCGUCCUCUUCGACGGCUUGGUCGAAUAUGAAGACGGCACACCCGCCACCACCUCGCAAAUGGCCAAGGACGUAACCGAAUUCCUAAAUUGGGCGGCAGAACCUGAGAUGGACGAGCGAAAAAAGAUGGGUCUCAAGACCCUCGCCAUCACCGCUAUGCUUACAGCCAUCAGCAUCUGGAUUAAGAGAUACAAAUGGGCCCCUAUCAAGUCGCGGAAGAUCGUGUAUAACCCUCCUGUGGGGAGACCGCCUAUUGGCAAGCGCUAG
This is a messenger RNA of Blastomyces dermatitidis ER-3, 984 nucleotides long. Its product is annotated as cytochrome c1, heme protein, mitochondrial. NCBI's taxonomy places the organism in Eukaryota, Fungi, Ascomycota, Eurotiomycetes, Onygenales, Ajellomycetaceae. The transcript has 5 exons. Gene Ontology annotation, biological process: mitochondrial electron transport, ubiquinol to cytochrome c. Gene Ontology annotation, molecular function: electron transfer activity; heme binding. Bases 1 to 984 code for a protein of 327 amino acids. The record is from RefSeq and is a predicted model, not a curated record.